AUGGAGGACGGAGUACCUAGUCCAUCAUCGAAAGCAUUCGCGAGCCGACUAUCCAAAUAUGCGUUUUCCGGUUCAACUUCAUCAUCCCCAAGUAAAUUACCGAGUUCGAUAGAUGCGGCGGGACCAUCAUCUCCUCUCAAGCGGAAAUCAAGUAGUACACCAAUAGUCGAAAUCUUUUCACCUAGUAAGAAUAGGCCGAAAGUGCUGACAACACCCAAGAGGACGAAGAAAAGGAAAGGAGAAGAUAAUGAUGAUGAUGAUGAUGAUGAAUACCAGGAAAUCUCGACGCCGUCUUCAAGUUUGGUGAAACAAGUGAUGGAAACACCUAAAAGGACUAAUAAGAAAGGAAAGAAACCUAGGGCAUAUGCACCUCCUGAAUUAUACGGUCAUUUGAAACCUGUCAAUGACUUGUUGAUCGAGAAACUGGAUAUCGUUUUCUGCGGAAUCAAGUAG
This is a messenger RNA of Kwoniella shivajii, 453 nucleotides long. RefSeq lists its product as uncharacterized. The coding region runs from base 1 to 453 and encodes 150 amino acids. The transcript has 2 exons. Lineage: Eukaryota; Fungi; Basidiomycota; Tremellomycetes; Tremellales; Cryptococcaceae. The record is from RefSeq and is a predicted model, not a curated record.